AGGUUGCACCGCGCUGGUGACGUCUGGCGGCGAACUAGCUGGCUGGCUAAGCUUGAAAGUGCAUUAUUAUUGUGACAUUACUGUCCGAUACAAUAUUUGUGCUUUAAUGUUAUCACUAGCACGUUAUCAUACACUGUGACUUUGCCUUUGUUCGCCUGGUGGCUGAAUACGUUUAAUAAUCCUAUAAAACAGCAGGUAAAAAUAUGGCUGGAUCAGUUAGUCUUGAACUAGAUCCUAUCUUCCUGAAAGGCCUGGGAUACUUGCAUUCGAAAAGUAAAGACUCUGCCGAAAAGUUGAGGGCGUUACUUGAUGAAUCAAUGGCCAGGGGGAGCGACUCGACGUAUCGGACCUUACAGAAGGAUGUUGAGGUUGCUAAGGUGCCAGGCCCCAAGGUAACAUUAAUUAAACAGGACUCCAAGUCCUCCUCCAGCUCUUCGUCUUCCAGCAGCAGUAGCAGUAAAUCAAGCAGUUCAGAGAAAAGCAAAAAGGAGAGUGAGAAAAGACCCAUUGAAAAGGUUAAGGUUACAGAUUUAUUGGAUGUACCUGAUCCACCAAAGAAGGCCCGGAUAGAGAAACCUGUGGAGAACCGCACGUCCCCAGUCACUGUUCCAGCUAGCAAAGAACUGCCUGACCUUUCUGGCCUGGAUGAAACCAGUGCUGAUAUCUUUGCUAUGGAGAUGGGUCUUGCUUGUGUGGUUUGCAGGCAGAUGACGGUCACAUCAGGUAAUCAGCUAGUGGAAUGUCAGGAGUGCCAUAACUUGUAUCACCAGGACUGCCACAAACCACAAGUCACUGACAAGGAUGUUAAUGAUCCACGGUUGGUGUGGUACUGUGCUCGGUGCACCAGGCAAAUGAAGCGCAUGGCACAGAAAACCCAGAAGCCCCCGCAGAAGCCCUCACCUACUAUGACAUCUUCUGCAGCGCCUGUUGUGAAGGACUCACUAGUGAAAAAGCCUGAACUGAAGCCCAAAGUGGAAACCACCAACACAUUCCAGGCCUUCAAGAGAACAGAAGUUAAGGCAUCAGCAGCUGCUUCAUCUAACACUGCAAGCAGUGCAUCCUUGCAGUCUAGUGGUUUAACUGGAUGGGCAGCUUUUACCAAGACCUCCACUGCCGGCCCCUCCAGCACAAAGCUGGGCGCCACCACUCAGGGCACCAGUGGCAAAUCCACGCCUCCCUCCUCUGGCACCAAGCCUGCUGGCCUGUCUGGAAUGGCCGGUGGCAAAUCAGGCCUUGGCACCAAAGUGUCUGGCAGCCCAGGAGGAAGCAAUAAUGGGAACAAUGGGUCUAGCGCUGCGCCGCUGAAGCCACCUCCACCUCUGACGCUGGGGAAGCAGGUGCUCAGCCGCUCCUCCAGCGGGGACAGCCUGGGGAAGGUGACCGUGGCUGGGGCGUCCUCCCCGGGGGCCUCCUCUUCAUCCUCCUCCUCCUCCUCCAGCGGCAGCGGUAGCCUGGGAGGGAACGGAGGCGGCUCAGGGAAUAACGGAGGUGGCAAUGGAGGCGGCGGCAACAACAACGGCAACAACGGGAACAAGUCAUCAGCUGACGGCAAAGCACCCACCUCGCAGGAGUCUCAGCUUCAAGCCAUGAAGAGACUGCAGAUGGUCAAGAAGAAAGCAGCUCAGAAGAAGUUGAAGAAGUGAAAGGGGACGCCGCCAGACAUUGCCAUGUAACAUCUAGUUCCAUUAAGAUAUUAAAUGAAUGCUGCUGGAGUAGCAUGGACCUUUAUGUGGGUAUGUUCUGACUCGCUUUGUCUCCAUGGAUCGCUGACAAUGUGUUUUUAAGGACAUUUAAUAAAUUACAUUUUUAAGUAAAA
Sardina pilchardus (European sardine) is the source of this 1816-nucleotide messenger RNA. RefSeq names its product integrator complex subunit 12 (gene ints12). The transcript has 7 exons. Lineage: Eukaryota; Metazoa; Chordata; Actinopteri; Clupeiformes; Clupeidae. Gene Ontology annotation, cellular component: integrator complex. The coding region runs from base 204 to 1643 and encodes 479 amino acids. The record is from RefSeq and is a predicted model, not a curated record. Gene Ontology annotation, biological process: snRNA 3'-end processing.